AUCGACUCAUUUGGUAGUUUUCUGUCAUGAUUAACAAAGAGAUGAUGUAGUUCUGCUCUGCCUCUACUCAGCGAGUCUCUUUUGGCGCAGUUCCAAAAGGCUUCCUGGGCAUGGAAUGGAGGCGAGCUUGACAAUGAUAGCACAGGAGUCGCACGCCGGGCAUGGAAGCUUCUCGAUAUCAUUUGGCGCAUCCUUGAGCUUACCGGAGGUCACUAUCUUGGUUCAACCUAUUCCAUGCGGAACCUGGAUGUGUGCAGGAAGAUUUAUUCACGAGUGAGGUCAUCCGAUGCCUCGGUUUCGUUGGCAGCUCCGCGAAAUGCACUGCACUUCACUUUCGCUGCUGCCAAGGUAUCCCGUGAGCCUGCCCGGGUGUGGGAUUUGUCUUCGUGGGGAAAUGAAUUCCACUCGCCAGAAGACUUCGACUGGGUGGUCGACUACCUCGACUUCAUAUAUUUCGACGACCACGAAGCGGCAUAUGACAUCCUUUUGCUACUGGGUAGUAUGGGGGUGUGCUGCAGCCCCGCCAAACAACGUCUGUUCAUCGAGAGGCUCAUCGCCUGCAUGGACAGCAACAUGCCUCUCCAUUUACGCCAUGCCGCUCUUCGCGCUGCUCGCAGUGCCCGAGAACAAAUCGCCUCAAUCGAUGUCAUUGACGAUGCGAGGCUACGGGACAUUGUUUUGACUAAGCUCUCCUCCGCUAUCUUGUCUGUGGUUUGUCCACACCCAGGUACAACACCCACCAAUGAUGAUGCCGACCCCUUUUUCAAUUAUGACCGCGACCUGUGCUAUCUCGAACUAGUCUGUGCCCUCGCAAGAAAUUCCGACUGGCACCCCCAUUUGUUUGGGGACCGCCACAUAGAUCGGUGCAUUAGCAUGAUUCCACAGUCCUGCUAUUCCGAAUCACCCAUGCAGCAUACCUUUUACAUAGCUGGCAUCCUCCUCCAAAUCACACCUCAACAGACAUCGAUCACAUCGCUCGAUUCUGAUACGGAGCAGCAGUGGUGGGACGUGAUGAGAAGCGCGUGGAAGUAUAUUCUCUAUGACAUUAACAACGCGCGCUCUUUCAAGCUCCUUCUUGUCCUUGUGGAUGGCACAAAGCAGUAUAUGCAGAUUGCUUCGAAAUCUGAUCUCGAGCAGCUCAUCGACAAUGUGGAUUACGUGGUCGAAGAGUUGGAGGGGCUCAUGCAAGAGAACAGGCGACGACAGGAGAUGGGACAGGAGAUGCAAGAUUCAGAGCAGGUAGAGGGGAUCAUCAUUACUGCAAAGGACUUGAGGACUGUAGCCAGCAACAUGCUGGAGAGCUUCGGUCAAUAAUCAUUAGUCCUUUGAUAUGUUGACGGUACUUGCAUACUGUGUUAGAGUCUUGGAAUAGAGGAAGUCGUAGGGCAGUGUAUGUACGGACGUGGAACCUCAAUGAAAUCGAUAUUGAACCAUUAGUCGUCUCUGACUUG
Molecule: messenger RNA, 1451 nt
Organism: Suillus plorans
Lineage: Eukaryota; Fungi; Basidiomycota; Agaricomycetes; Boletales; Suillaceae
Exons: 1
Coding region: 235-1314 (359 amino acids)
Source: RefSeq, a predicted model, not a curated record